AUGUCAGACAAAGAGGGAGAAACCGCUUUGUAUAACGACAGGGAGGAAGAGGCCAGACAAUUUUUUAGUGAUUCCGCGGAACCACAAUCACAGGGGGGAUCAAAUGAGUUGGCGGUGAAUGAAAACGAAGACAACAACAAUGACGAGGUCGAAGACGAUGCAGAUGAAAACAUUUACUCUAUACAAGCACACAAGAUAACAGGGGACGAGGAAAAUAAUAGGGAAGUGACCAUGAAGAAAAACGUUAGAAAGGCCAAAAAAUACGAUGAAUUUAAAAAUGAAAGAGAUGAACAGGGAUUCGUUCCAAUGGGAGAAAAUCCAGAAUAUGGAGGCAUGGAUUAUAGUAAUGAAGACCCACAAGCAAGAAAGAGAAGGCUUUUGGAAGAAAAGAUGGAAUCUGCGAUCAAGAGUAAGACGUCAAGACGUCGUAGGGCCGAUGAGGACGAUUUAGAGAGAAUGCAAGAUGACAGAAUUGAUUUUUUGAAAGACCAAAUGAUCAAGGCCGCCAACUUGGACGUGGAAAAGAAUUCGCAGGGACAGAUUGCCACUGAAAAAUUGAAAUUGUUGAAUGAAGUGGUGGAUAUUUUGUCCAAGGCUGACUUAGCUAUUUCCAUCUUGGAUAACAACUUAUUGGAGGCAGUUAGAUUAUGGUUAGAGCCAUUACCCGAUGCAUCAAUGCCUGCGUAUCAAAUUCAAAAAGAAUUAAUUCACUCGUUGACCGUUUUGCCUAUUAAGACAGACCAUUUGAUUGCAUCAGGCAUAGGAAAGGUUUUGGUAUACUAUCAAAGAUCGAAGAGAACAGAAGCCAACUUAAAGAAGGUGGUAGACAGAUUAAUUGGGGAUUGGACCAGACCUAUUUUAAACAAAUCAGACUCAUACAAGGAUCGUACCAUCCAAUUCAACGAAUACAAUAAGAACAGAUUCACCAACCAGUUAUCAUCAGCACGUCGUAGUAAACCAAAGGAAGCUAAGUCUUUAUACGAAGAAAGUGCUGAGAGAAGAAAGAGAGCAGCCAUUCCAGCUGCUAGAACCACUGCUUAUAAGAUCGCACCAAAGGUCGAUCCAAGCUUGUUAAGAAGACAGCAAUUAAACUCCAAUGGUAACAACGAUGAAAGAUUCAAGAGAAUCAACCAGAAAUUAACUCUGAUGAACUUCAAAAAGAAGUCAUCUAAAAAGUCAGGGCCUUCCAUUGAAGGAAGGAACUUGACCAUUUAA
This is a messenger RNA of Debaryomyces hansenii CBS767, 1215 nucleotides long. RefSeq lists its product as uncharacterized. Gene Ontology annotation, cellular component: nucleus. NCBI's taxonomy places the organism in Eukaryota, Fungi, Ascomycota, Pichiomycetes, Serinales, Debaryomycetaceae. The transcript has a single exon. The coding region runs from base 1 to 1215 and encodes 404 amino acids. The record is from RefSeq and is a predicted model, not a curated record. Gene Ontology annotation, biological process: poly(A)+ mRNA export from nucleus.